Molecule: messenger RNA, 1088 nt
Organism: Annulohypoxylon truncatum
Lineage: Eukaryota; Fungi; Ascomycota; Sordariomycetes; Xylariales; Hypoxylaceae
Product: Alpha/beta hydrolase fold-1
Exons: 2
Coding region: 189-935 (248 amino acids)
Source: RefSeq, a predicted model, not a curated record
AGACAUAUAGGGCACGAAGCGAACUAAGUUGAUCGUUAACAGUCUUGAUUGCCUUUUUGGGUAAAUAUUUCAGCUCUCAGCCAAUCACAUUUCGGAUCUCCUGUUACACCAAGCCAUCCCCUGUAGUAACCUCGAAUACGAACCGACCAAUCAGGAUAACUCUGAAUAGAGAUAUCUCAAAGUUAAAAAUGGCAUCCCAAGAGAAACCGACCAUCCUCCUCAUCCAUGGAGCGUGGCACAUUCCUCUACACUACCGCUCCCUAAUCGACCCACUCCGGAGUAGCGGGUACACGGUCCUAGCGCCAUAUCUGGUCACAACCGGCUACGACGACUCAAUAGACGGCAAAACGCACGCUGACAGCACUAAUCAGAUCCGCGAGUACCUUCGCCCGCUGCUGGAUCAGGGCCGCAAGAUUCUCGUAGUAGCGCAUAGCGCCGGCGGCGUCGUCGCAACAGGGGCUGCCGCUGGCCUGACGCUCGAGGACCGUGCCGCUCAGGGUCUUCCAGGCGGUAUCAUUGGCAUCGUGUAUAUCGCCGCGCUUGUCGAACCAAAGCACGGUCGACCCGACGAGCCCAUACCGUUUCCGCCUGGCUGGACAGAUUUCAAGAAACGGCCCGUGCCUGAGGAUCUGGCCCGGAUGCUGUUCUACGACGAUGUUGAGGAAUCGAGGCAAAACAAGGCUCUUCAGAUGCUCCAUUGGCAGAGUGAGAUGACUUAUGACCCGGAGGAAUCGGAAACGGUAGUUGAAGUUCGGACCCCUAAGACGUUUGUUGUGUGCAAAAAGGAUAAGAUUGUUCCACCUGACAAACAGUACCAACGUGCUGCUGAGAUAGGUGCUACACUCGUGGAGCUUGACUGCGCUCAUAGCCCGUUCCUGUUAGAUAAGGAGACGGAAGUGUUGUUGGAUGUUAUCACUAAGGCCGCUAAAGUUUAAAUUCUUCUUGCUAUAAUGUUAUCAUAGUAGAAGUUUACGCCGUUCAUGUCGUUAUAGCUUCUUUUCCUGAUAUUCUUAUAGGAUGAAAGAAGAAUAAGACGACGAAGACAAAGGAGAUCACGGGACAUUACUACAUAUAUCAAGAUAGUGAAC